AAAUUUCAAUUUCAAUAAACAAAUAGUGGAAAAACAUUAAAAAAUGUGAAGUAAAAAAAAAGAAAGUAGAUUCUAGUUUUAUGCUGAAUUAAAGUUAAUGUCAGCUUAAUAAUUAAGCAAGCUAGUUGAUUGGUGGUGGCUUUAUGCUCUUAUUGUCAAAAAAUAUCCAAAGCCACCAUUCACAGCAUAACCACCUUACAUGAUAACAGUAAUAUACCAUUCCCCAACAUGACACUGAUGAAACAGAGGAAUCUAACCCACGUUACAUGUAUCUUAUAAAGGAACCAACUUUCAAUCUGAACCUAGUUGAGUUUACCCUUCUUCUCUGAAGCAUCGCUCUCUCCUUUCUGAUCAUGAAAUCCUGCAUAAGCCUAAAACUAAGGCUAAGGCUUCCACCAGCUAAAAAGGCAUGGAAGAGCUUCACUUCUACAAUUGGUAAACUCAGUAAGUCCAAAUCCAAAACCAUGAAGAAACCUAGAAAGCUUUCAAAACCUACCACCAAAUUUGCUACCUCCAAGCGUUUUUUUCGCCACAAAAGGUUACGCACAGUCAGAAGUUUGCUCUUGGGGUUCCACAAGAAGCCUGCGCCUGUGUACAUUGAUAAGCUCUUCAAAGAGCCUUCAUGUGACUUGGUGGGGCAGUUGAAGCCACCGACAGCAUACAAAUCACGAACUAAAAGGCUGUCUGGAGAAGAAGGAACAACAAAGGGUGGUAGAUCUUGCGGCUCAGAUGACAUGUGGGAGUCACUGGCGUUGGCAUCACCUCAGAUGCAGGGAAUAGAUGAACGAGCAGAGGAGUUCAUCACUAGAUUCAGACAAGAGAUGGCAGCGCAAGAGAUGAUAGCAAGAAAUUUUUAGCAAAAGUUCAGGAUUUUCGUGAAGUUGUAGCGUAAUAACUGUUAAAUAUGGAACUUCUAGAUAGUUGAUGGCUGGUAUGUGUGGAUACUCUUAUCAACUUGUGAUUUUGUUCGUAUUUUUCAAUCCAUUCUGAUGAUAAAAAAAAAAAAAAAAACAGCUUUGCUUUUUUUCUUACUUUACAACUAUGACAUGAAAGAUAACUCGUUUAAAAAACAGCAUAGCCAUGAGCUCUUUAAUUUUUCUACUACAGUUCAUUAUAAUCCUAAAGAUAUGAUCUUAAAACAAUGUAAUUCAUCAUAUUCUUUAGACAGAAGACCCCUAAGCUCC
Messenger RNA from Vigna radiata var. radiata (mung bean), 1184 nucleotides. RefSeq lists its product as uncharacterized. The coding region runs from base 354 to 857 and encodes 167 amino acids. The transcript has a single exon. NCBI's taxonomy places the organism in Eukaryota, Viridiplantae, Streptophyta, Magnoliopsida, Fabales, Fabaceae. The record is from RefSeq and is a predicted model, not a curated record.